AUGAUUGGGAUUGAUUGUGUGCGUGUUUUAGCCGUAAUUCUUCUACUUUUAUGGAUGAUAGUCGUAUGCUUUUCUGUGCUUUACUUGAGCAUAUAUUGCAUUGUUUUGUUCAUUGAUUGGCCUUCAAGUAAAGUGAAAAGGAAGGGAGAGAAUUAAGAGGAAAAAUAUUGUUUUUAUGAUCUUUUAUUGUUUUGAUGUGUUGUUUAAGGAAGGUGGUUGGAAAGGAUGAUUGAUUAUGUUGAUCAUAUUUUGAUAAUGAGCUAAAUCGAUUUUCCACAUUCAUAAAUCAUAAUUGUUGGUUUUCAAAGUAGAGCUUCAAAGAAAGAUCAAUUGAAUUUUAUAUGAUGGAUUUCGCCUUUGGGAACUUGAAUCGUGACUGCUCUCCUUCCAGCGAGGAGAGUGCUAGGUGUCCGUUUUUGCAGAACAUUAACGCACCAACUAGUUUGUCCUUCUCAAGAGCCAUGGCUUUCCCUGUUCCGGCGAGGGACGGGAAAGGCCCUAUUUUUGAGGAGGGUCCGAAUUUUGAUGUGGCAUUCAGGGUUUUCCACGGGCAGAAUGGUGUCGUUCCUCUUUCUGAGAGGCCUUUUGUUCGCGCAGAGAAGCCUCAUUCAGAAUUAUCUUCAGCUCAAUUCAAUCCCUUGGCUGCAAAGGCAGCAGCCAUCAGCCUCUCCUCGUUUGGCCACGGAGGGCCUUUCGGAUUCGAUGCAUUUUCUGAGAUGUGGAAAAACUCAAAGAAGAAACAAUCAAAUUCCUCUAAAAAGGAUUCUUCUUCAAAGGGAGGUAAAUCGCAGCACGAAGCAACGAGCAACGAAUGGCUGAACAACGGGAACUGUCCCAUUGCAAAGUCAUACCGAGCUGUGAACCGCGUCGUCCCCCUCGUAGCAAAGGCACUUCAGCCCCCUCCCGGGGUACACCUCAGGUGUCCUCCGGCAAUUGUCGCCGCCAGAGCUGCCCUAGCAAAAACCGCAUUCGCCAAGAACCUCCGGCCUCAGCCACUGCCCGCAAAAGUACUCGUUAUAGGCUUGUUGGGCAUGGCAGCAAACGUGCCUCUAGGCGUAUGGAGAGAGCACACCGAUAAAUUCUCGCCUUCGUGGUUCGUCGCGGUUCACGCAGCCGUGCCGUUCAUAGGAAUGCUCCGGAAAACCGUGCUGAUGCCGAAGUCCGCCAUGGCUUUCACCAUCGGGGCUUCGAUUCUCGGGCAGGUGAUCGGUUCGAGGGCGGAGAGGCUCCGGCUGAAGACGAUUUCAGCCGAAACUUCGCCUGCCAGAGUUCAUGGUGGCCAUUGCAGUGAGGUUGAGGCUUUGAAACCGGCUUCUUUGCUGGUUUCUUCUUCAUCGGCUCAUGUUUUCGGCUAAAUUUUCAGUGGUUUUACCUUAUUCCAAAACUUUGCUGAGUUUUACACCAUUUAACGAAGAUUUAAUACAAAAUGUAAUGAGUGUGUAUUUAUUAAAUUGUUUAUCCAUACAUGUAUCAAUGAAUAAUGAUAUAUUUUUUGCCUUGCUA
Molecule: messenger RNA, 1503 nt
Organism: Salvia splendens (bonfire salvia)
Lineage: Eukaryota; Viridiplantae; Streptophyta; Magnoliopsida; Lamiales; Lamiaceae
Exons: 4
Coding region: 342-1355 (337 amino acids)
Cellular component (GO): chloroplast
Source: RefSeq, a predicted model, not a curated record